AUGUCUUAUUUUUCAAAGGCACUUGAAAUUCAAGAAAAAUCUCUUUCAUCAACUCAUCGUGAUCUUGCCAAUGUCUACAACAAUAUGGGAGCCGUACAAGAUAGCCUAGGAAAUUAUUCAAUGGCAUUGUCAUUUUAUAAAAAAGUUCUUGAAAUUCGAGAAAAAGUUCUUCCAGCUGUUCAUAUCGAUUUAGCUAUUAUUCAUCUGAAUAUUGGCAUUACACAUUAUAGAAUGAAAAAUUAUUCGACAACAUUAUUACAUUUUCAAAAGACAUUUGAAAAUCAAGAAAAAUGUUUUUCACCAACACACAUUAUGCUAGCUGAUAUUUGUGAUAAAAUUGCUAUGACGUAUUAUUCAAUGAAAAAUCAUUCAAAUGCACUUUUGCACUAUCAAACGUCACUGAAUAUUCGACAAAAAUCUUCACAAUCAAUCCGUCCAGACACAGCAGUGAAUUUUUAUAAUAUAGCAAAAACAUUCGAACAUCUUAAUCAAUAUCACGAAGCUAUAGAAUAUGCGCAAAAAGCUGUUGAUAUGGCUCGUCUUCUUUUUGAAUGCGAUCAUUCCGAAGUGAAGGAAAAUCAAGAAUAUCUUGAUAAACUUCGUCAAGAACUAUAG
Messenger RNA from Rotaria sp. Silwood2, 615 nucleotides. The record is from the annotation of a GenBank genome assembly. Lineage: Eukaryota; Metazoa; Rotifera; Eurotatoria; Philodinida; Philodinidae.